CGGGGGAAACGAGAAGUGCUUUCCCUAAAUAGCCGGGCUGUAACUGCAAAGUGAUGGGUUUCAACUCUGACCACGGGUGAUCACCCCUGGAGCAUCCGACCCCACUGAGGUGGCUCCUCGGACCGGGGACCAGCGCGGCUCGCCGGCUCCUUGGGCCGGUGGGGCCGCCCCUCAGGGAGCUGCCACCCGCCCACCAGUGGACACGCAUCGGCGUCCUGCACCCCGCUGCCCUCGGAGCCCACGGCCCUGCGUCCCGGAGCAAGGAGGGCAUGCCCCAGCCGUGCUCGGUGUGUCCUGGCAGAGAGCAGCGAAGGCGUCCCAUGGGAAAAAUGAGGUUGGGCGGCACGACCUACUGAAGUCUCUUCCACCGACACGUGCCUGAAUAGCAGUGUUCAAGAAUGGAGCUCGUUGGCUCUCCCUUAACAGCAACAUAUGCCCAUCCAAGAUCAACACCUACCAAUUUUCUGCCCGCCAUCAGCACCAUGGCUUCAAGCUAUAAGAACCGUUUUCCUUACUACCCCUUGCCUCAGAGCUUCAGCCUCCCCUGGAUGCCUAGCACCUACUACAAAGCAGCUGCCAUCAACCCAACUUUGGCUCCCUUUUCCAGAAGCUCCCUGGGGUUAACCCCUAGCAAGAUGCUUAAUUUUGUUUCCAACAGAACAACCCUCUUCAGCCAGUACACCCCUGAUGACUGGUACAGGUCCAACCAGACCAACUACAAAGAGUCGGAGACUUCCCGGCGCAACGCAGAGUGUCUGAGAGCUGAUACCUCCCGCAUGAUUCAGGAUAAAUAUCAGCAGACAAAGAAAACCCAAGUAGAAAGCACCAAAAACCUGGGAGGACGUGUCAAUGAUAUAGAAUUUUGGAAGUCGGAGCUCUGCCACGAGCUGGAUGAGAUGAUUGGGGAGACCAAUGCACUCACAGAUGUGAAGAAACGACUGGAGAGAGCACUGGCUGAGACGGAGGCCCCUCUCCAGGUCGCUCGGGAGUGCUUGCUUCACCGGGAGAAGAGGAUGGGCAUCGACCUAGUCCAUGACGAUGUGGAGAAACAGCUCUUCACGGAAGUCGACGUCAUCAAGUCCUGCCAGGAGAGGAUGCAGCACUGCCUGGAUAAGGCGAAAGACCAGCUCGUGUGCAACAGGGCGGCCCAGCACGAGCUGGAGAAGGACCUGGCCAACAAGCAGGCGGCCCAGCGCAUCGACGACAAGUGCCACCACUUGAGGAACACCUCCGACGGCAUCGGCUACUACCGAGGGGUGGAGCGGGUGGACGCCACGAUCUCGGUGCCGGAGUCGUGGGCCAAGUUCACCGACAACAACAUCCUCCGCUCCCAGAGCGAACGGGCGGCCUCCGCCAAGCUGCGGGACAACAUGGAAAACCUGGUGGUGGUGACGGCCAACGAGAUGUGGCACCAGUUCAACGAGGUGAACGUCGCCUUCACCAACCGCAUCGCCGAGACAGCCGACGCCAAGGGCAAGACUCAGGCCCACCUGGCCAAGACGUUACAGGAAAUCUUCCAGGUUGAGAUGAACAUAGAAGCCAUCCGAAAGGCCAUUAGGGACAAGGGGCCUCCGUUAAAAGUGGCUCAGACCCGGCUGGACGAGCGCACACGGAGACCAAACGUGGAGCUGUGCCGGGACACAGCCCAGCUCCGCCUCAUCGAUGAGGUGUAUGAACUCGAUGAGAUGAUCCAGAGCCUUCAGCAGCGGCUGAGAGACGCCGAGGACACGCUGCAAGUGCUGGUUCGUGCCAAGUCGGUCUUGGAGCAUGACCUGGCUGUCAAAGCCAACUCGCUCUUCAUCGACCAGGAGAAGUGCAUGGGGAUGCGCAAGACCUUUCCCAGCACCGCACGGCUGUUGGGUUAUGUUUAGGCUGGGCUCAGCUAAACUCACAGUGUCUGUUGUGGGUGGUAUUCCCAGUUUUGCUAGGAUGCAUUCCCAGGUUUGCUAAGAUGCUUUGAAAAUACAUGAUUAGACUUUCACUUCCCGAUGAAAGCCCUGAGUAGAAAUUAAAUGAUCACUUUGUGUGUUACAUGGUCUACCAGGAUUAUUUUUUCCUUUGUUUUUUCUCUUUCCACUGCUCUUUCACAGCAUGCCAGAAAGUAGUUGAAAAUAUUCUGUAUGCGACUAAGAGUAAAUCCACUCACAAGGAUUCAUUCCUACCCUCUCAGUCCGUGAUUUUAGGAGAAAAACUGUUGUGUCUUCCUCCUUUGGAGUCUGUCUGAUGUGGAAGAAUCACAAGGGGAAGUAAAGCUAGUUGUCAGAGUAAUUAGCUGUUGACAUCCAUAAUGAUGCAGCAGAAGAAACACAAACUAUCCCAUAAAGCGUUGCAGUAUGUUCUGUUCCUAAAUAGAAAAAGUUGCAUUUUAAGCUGAUUUCUAACGAUAAUUUUCCUGCUUUUGAAAAAUUCUAUAUGUCAUCUAAAAUGUCAGCACUGGGGUGUUAAAAUGAGGAAGUACUUUCGACUAGCUAAUUGAAGAAAAUGCUGUGGUUUUAAUUUUGGUGAGUAUGGGUUGAUUCCUAAUUUAAUCUCUUGCAUGUAGUUUGUUGGUGGAAGCACCAAAGAACUUUGAAGAUAAACAAAUCAGUCCUUAAGUCAGCCACCCUGACCGCCGUGGUACCCGCUCACUUGCUGUAAAUCACACCUAUUUUUCCAAAUAUUUGAAUUUUCAGAGGGAUAAGUCUUUAAGCAAUCUGAGGUUCAGUGGGAAAGUCACUCUGCAAAUCAUCUCCUUAAACUCACGUGUCACUUAGGCACUUCUGAGUCUUUUAACCUGAGCAGAGUUGUGCUCAGCCUAAAGCCUGUAGGCACCAGGAGUCCCAAAAGAGCAGGAGCCCAAGUCCCUUCUCCCUCGGGAACCCAGGGCAUGGACCUCCUGGCCCAGCGUGGGGGCUCUCAGAACCCAAGAGCAGAUCUUCUUGUCUCGCACCCCCAGGUGACUCCAUCUCACCGCGCGGGUCCAGACAGACCUGCCUGCCCUCCCCGCUCUCCAGGGGCAUCCCCGAGAGCUGUAACCUGCGCCGAGGUCCUGCCCCAGCCUCAGCAUCUUGGCAGGAUAUCUCUUUGCAGCAGCAGCCCUAAACAGGAAGCAAUUGUCUUUUUAACCUUUUUUUUACUAGCACUUUUGUUUCAUGGAGGCUAAAAAUAGGUUUCCUCUGCUUUGUGUGUAUCUUGGAGCCAGAGUCUGUCGGAGACAGCAGCCACCCUUUCCAAAGAGAAGAUAAAACUGUAAGGAAGAAAAACUGUCCAGCUCAUCACACCUUCCCUUUCUCACUUAUCUCCCUGCCCAAAAUAAGCUGAUGGCAUGCUGAACUCAUAGGGACUUCCAGUUUUUGUUAGCAUCCUCGCUAGCCUUCAUGCUGCUUUAUGCUGCUACUCUCCCUGUGUUCCUUCACUGAAGACUUUCACAAACCCUGGUGAUUUUGGCUGCUCUGCUGUUUUGAAGCCUUGCUCCAGAUGGCUGGUUUUCAGGCAGAGCUGUCUGUUUUCUUUUUUGAGAAAUGGGCCCCAUGAAUUUGUCCCUGGCUGAGUGCUCGGAAGUGGAGGCACCCACAGUCCCUUUCUGAAAGGCUCAUGCUUUUAAGUAACUUGAGCAAAGUCCUGGCAUCAGCGACAGCUUCACAUUCAUUUCACUUCCACCUUCAUUUUUGAGUCGCAUCAAAAAAUACCUUGGCUCCAUUUUGCUGUGAGAGCACACCGAUAACAGUCAGCAUCCAAGGUCUCCUAUUUUCUAAAAUUUUUCUUUGAGAGCACGCCAAACACUCAUCUUUCCCACUAGCCCAACUCCUUUAAGGUUUUCUCCUAAUUGACAAUGUUUAUGUGGUGUUGCAAUUAUCCACCUAAAUUUUGUCUUGCUGUCCUACCCUCUCAAUACUUCUUUACUCAAUAUUGGCGAUACAUUUCUUUCCUCCAUUUGAGCCAUGACCAGAGGAAUUUCAGUUGCAGCUUCUCUAAUUUCUUUCACGAAUUCUUUCCACUUUCCUGCAGCAGAUUUCCCAGACAUUAGAGGAUUCCCAGGUCCCUGUGGGGUUUCAUUCUCUCCACACCAGUUUUCCAUAAGUCGACAAUAUUGGUAUUACUUCUUCUGGUAGCUGACACUCUAAAAUCCCCCCCAGCACUUUAAUUGCCUAAUCCCAUGUGUGCUUCAGUUUGAGUCUUUUUUUUUUCCCCCCUCUCACAGUGUGUCCUAUGCACAUCCCAUUGCAGCCACAAUACUGUAGAAGAGGUCUCUAGGGAGAGGGUUUGGGGUGAAAUUCCAAUAGACACGUGUCUUGUGGCAGGGUCUCCUGCACAGGGAUGGAUUUUCCUCCCGUGGCUGAGCUGCCAGUGAGUAAAGCUGCUUGGCUCAAUUACUGCAGGGUUGUUUUGGGGGUUGCAGCCAAGAAGCCUCUAUCUUUGAUGUACCCCAGGUGCAUUGAACAACUGUCCUGCCUUCCUGCUUCUGCUGUGUGAGAUGCCUUUGCUUUCGUACCAUUAAAUGAUUUGCUUUCAUAGAUCACUUCUAAA
This is a messenger RNA of Tyto alba (common barn owl), 4506 nucleotides long. RefSeq names its product tektin 3 (gene TEKT3). Gene Ontology annotation, cellular component: sperm flagellum; microtubule cytoskeleton; nucleus. NCBI's taxonomy places the organism in Eukaryota, Metazoa, Chordata, Aves, Strigiformes, Tytonidae. The coding region runs from base 399 to 1871 and encodes 490 amino acids. Gene Ontology annotation, biological process: cilium movement involved in cell motility; cilium assembly. The record is from RefSeq and is a predicted model, not a curated record. The transcript has 8 exons.